AUGAAGGCUGAUGGCCAUACCGUGGCCUCUUUCGACGUGCUGUACGGGGAUCCCAAGCCCAUGAAACAAGAUGUUAUGAAUUUACUUACACCAAGUGGAUUCGCGUUGGCCGCUUUGGCAAUCCUCAACUGCAAAAUGGAUGGCUUUGUCAGCUUCCUUGGUCUUCUUUGCAGCAGCUAUGUCACUGUGAAUGCCGGCACACAUGGGCGGACACCUUUCCAUCCUCUGGGAAACUCACACUACCCCAGCGUGCAGUUGUCAAAUGCCCUUACUUCUCGGACCUGCCUCUUGAUCUAUUUGAUCACUGCGAUGGGCGGCGUAUGGAUUCUCGAGCAACCCAGAAGCUCCUUAGUGAGUUGGCAUCCACGGAUCAGGCUUUUAUGGAAAUCCAUCCCGAAGGUAUGGCAGGCGGCGUGGUGGGCCGCUCACUACCGAGCACCCACCCCCCAAAAGACAUAUCUGCUGGGCAAACAGCCCAGCAAUUGUACACUUCGACAUGGGCACUCUAUCCCGAGUUCUUCAGAAGGAGUUGGCCAAGAAGAACAACCACGCAAAACCAACGGAGACGUACUCAUCUGGUGGGAAGAAAAGGUUCAAAGGAACUAA
Durusdinium trenchii is the source of this 606-nucleotide messenger RNA. NCBI's taxonomy places the organism in Eukaryota, Dinophyceae, Suessiales, Symbiodiniaceae. The record is from the annotation of a GenBank genome assembly.